GUCAAAAACAAUAGCCAAUAGUUUUUUGCAAAAUUUAUUUAUUUUUUCCGGCUUUUAAACGGAAUAUUAGUUAUUUAUUCAUAAAAAGUAUAAUAUACAUAAUUAAUAAACAAUAUAUAGAAUUUAAACAAAAUGUUACAACAACUAACCAGACAAUUGUGCAAAAUUGUUGAUAUUAAUUUUGCCACAGCUCAUCGUAAUAUUUGUGCCACUGCACGCCUUCUCAAAGGAGAUGCAGCCGAUUCUAAAGCCCAGGAGGAAGAACAGUCUAUAAUAAUAGACAAAGACAAAAAUAUAACACUUAUUGGCAUUAACCGGCCUCAAUGUCGAAAUGCCAUUAAUGCCAAGACAGCAGCCAAAUUGUGUGAUGCUUUCAGAACCUUUGAGGCCGAUGAAACUUCUCCGAUAGCUGUUCUAUAUGGUGUGGGUGGUUCAUUUUGUGCCGGUUUCGACAUUUUGGAAAUGGCCACCAGUGAUGAAGGUCAAGUUUCCAUGGAAAUGUUAAUGAUGCCAGAGGGUUCAGUUGGUCCUACCAGACGUCAUAUACACAAACCCGUAGUGUGCGGUAUUAAUGGUUAUUGUAUAGCAAACGGUUUGGAAUUGGCACUAAUGUGUGACUUGCGUGUUAUGGAAGAGUCCGCUGUUUUGGGAUUUUUCAAUAGACGUUUUGGUGUACCCGUUAUAGAUGGUGGUACUGCUCGUUUGCCCGCCAUGGUGGGUUUCUCUAGAGCUUUAGAUUUGAUUCUAACAGGCAGACAAAUCUGCGCCGAAGAAGCUCAUCAAAUUGGCAUAGCCAAUCGUAUAGUACCCACAGGCAAUGCUCUUAUCAAGGCCUUGGAAUUGGCUCAUCAACUGGCUAAAUUCCCCCAAAGUGCCCUAAACCACGAUAGAAAUUCCUUAUAUUCCUCAGUCUUUGAUGCGGCCAACUUCCAACAGGCCAUACAAAAUGAAAUUAUGUACACCUCCAAGGAUAUAAUAGAUCAAAUGCAAGAGGGUAUUAAAUGGUUUAAUAACACUUUCAAAGAAGAUACUGCUGAAUCUUGGCUUAAACGCGACAAAUCUAUGGCCGAUUGGGAUGAUGAACAAGUGGCCGAAGCUGCUGCUAAAGUUGAAGCCGAAAAACAAGCCAAAGAAAGGGCAAAAAUUGAAGCCGAAAAGAAAUUGAAAGAAGAAAAACAGAAGAAGAAAGAAAAAAAGGAAACCCCUAAAGAUACUGAGGAGUUAGAUAAACCCAAAAACGAAUAAUUGAUUUAUAUAUUUUUAUUACUAAUAUUAUUAAUGUUAAUUAACUGUUAUGAGAUUAACUCAUGUAAAAUGCAAGAAAAAAGGUCCUGAACUAAAAUAAUUAUUGAUAUAUGUG
Messenger RNA from Lucilia cuprina (Australian sheep blowfly), 1360 nucleotides. RefSeq names its product probable enoyl-CoA hydratase echA8 (gene Srlp). Lineage: Eukaryota; Metazoa; Arthropoda; Insecta; Diptera; Calliphoridae. The record is from RefSeq and is a predicted model, not a curated record. Bases 133 to 1245 code for a protein of 370 amino acids. The transcript has 3 exons.